UAUCCGGAGGAAAUCCCUUCCAGGCACACCACUAAGCCAUUAUGUCACCUAUUACAUAUUGUUGUUGUUGUUGGUGGUGGUGGUGGUGGUGGUGCAUAGAUUGCAGUGGUGCCUCAACAGGAGAUUUGUGAAGAGCUUGGAUUCUGAUAGGGAUUACACACACACACACACACACACACACACACACAGAGAGAGUGAGAGAGAGAGACAGAGAGACAGACAGACAGACAGAGGAAUAAUCGGACUGUGGAUCAUGGCUCCUCCCGGGCUGAAAGCAAUUGUCGGAGAAAAGAUUAUGAAUGAUGUCAUCAAGAAGGUGAAAACUAAAGGAGAAUGGAAGGUGCUGGUGGUAGAUAAACUGAGCAUGAGAAUGGUGUCAUCCUGCUGCAAAAUGACAGAUAUUUUGUCUGAAGGAAUUACAAUUGUUGAGGACAUCGCUAAACGGCGUGAACCCCUUCCCACUAUGGAGGCCAUUUAUCUUUUAACCCCCUCUGAUGAGUCUGUGGAGGGACUCAUUAAUGAUUUCAGAGAUCCCCGUGCCCCAUCAUACAGAGGAGCUCAUGUCUUCUUCACAGAUGCAAUCCCAGACUCUUUGUUCAGCCUCCUCACCAAAUCCCGAGCAGCCAAAGUGAUAAAGACUCUGACUGAGAUUAACGUCGCCUUCCUGCCCUAUGAGUCACAGGUGUUCUCUGUGGACAGAGUCAAUGCCUUUCAGGACUUUUACAGCCCUUAUAAAGCAGAUGUGAAAAACCAGAUGCUGGAGCGCUUGGCUGAGCAGAUCGCCACCCUCUGUGCCACCCUGAAAGAAUAUCCAGCUGUCCGAUACAGAGGAGAGUAUAAAGACAGUGCCAUUCUGGCUCAGAUGCUGCAGGACAAACUGGAUGGCUACAAAGCUGAUGAUCCCACUAUGGGUGAGGGACCAGAUAAAGCCCGCUCUCAGCUUCUGAUUCUGGACAGAGGAUUUGAUCCUGUCUCUCCAGUGUUACACGAGCUCACCUUCCAGGCCAUGGCCUACGACCUGCUGCCCAUCGAAAAUGAUGUCUACAAAUAUGAGACAUCUGGAAUGGGAGACACUCGUAUGAAGGAAGUGUUGCUUGAUGAAGAUGAUGACCUGUGGGUCACGCUCAGGCACAAACACAUCGCUGAAGUCUCCACGGCUGUGACAAAAUCGCUAAAGGACUUCUCUUCUAGUAAAAAGAUGAACACCGGAGAGAAGACCACCCUAAAGGAGCUGAGCCAGAUGCUGAAGAAGAUGCCGCAGUAUCAGAAAGAACUGAGCAAGUACUCUACUCACCUGCACUUGGCAGAAGACUGUAUGAAGCAGUACCAGGGCACAGUAGACAAACUCUGCCGCGUGGAGCAGGACUUGGCCAUGGGUGCAGACGCAGAAGGAGAGAAGCUCAAAGAUCCAAUGAGAGCGAUCGUGCCAAUCCUCCUGGACUCUAACAUCACCAUCUUCGACAAGAUCCGUAUCAUUCUCCUCUACAUCUUCCUCAAAAAUGGUGUAACUGAGGAGAACCUUUGUAAACUUCUGCAGCAUGCGCAGAUCCCUCCAGAGGACAGCGACAUCAUCUCGAACAUGGCUCAUUUGGGAAUGCCAGUCAUCUCGGAACAAUCCACAACACGGAAGAAGAAAGCUGAUCGUAAGGAAAGAAUCAGCGAACAGACCUACCAGCUCUCCAGAUGGACUCCUCUGGUGAAAGACAUCAUGGAGGAUGCUAUUGAAGACAAACUGGAUCCGAAGCAAUAUCCAUACAUCUCUACACGUACAGCCUCGUGCAAAACCACAACCGCUACCAGUGCACGGUAUGGAAACUGGCACAAGAAUAAAAGCCCAGGAGAAAUGCGAACAGGUCCUCGGGUCAUCGUCUUCAUCAUCGGGGGCGUGACCUACAGCGAAAUGCGCUGUGCCUAUGAGGUCACACAGGCCAAUGGCAAAUGGGAGGCUCUGAUUGGUUCUACACACAUCAUCACCCCCAAUAAUUAUUUAAAGGAGUUGCAGCACCCAGACUUCCUGGACCCUAACGCAGCUCCAGAGGACCAGGUCACCACUGAAGACUGAGAUAUUUUGCAAGCUACACUACAUCCUUAGAAGCAGUUAGUCCCUUGAUCCUUUAUUAGACCUUAUCAACUGACAUGGUGCUGGUGCAUAAUUUUGUCCAAAAGAAAAAAGAAAAGCACAACAUGUCCCCCCCCCCCCCCCUCAAUUUCCAGUGAUGUUCAAGAUCAUCCAUAAAUCCAUUUUCUAUACUGCUUAUCCUACACAGUUUCACGGGGAGCCUGGAGCCUAUCCCAGGGAGCUCCGGGCACAAGGUGGGGGUUCAAGGUCACUUAAUGAGAAAUCCAAUGUAGCGCCAGAAUGCAAGUCAGACAGACUAAAGGAAUUAAGUAUUGCUGCUCUUAAGGUAGAGAUCCAGCAAGGGCGAAUCCUGCACUCCAUUUACAGGAAUUUGGAAUAAUGUAAUUCUGUGCAUUCGAGCUACAAAGUGGGAAAGAAACACAGAAAUCUCUGUUCUUUGGCUUUUCUUAACAUCAAUGUAAUCAGCUAAUUGUGAUGAACGAUAUAUUUACCUCAUCAAAACAGCUAAUUGUUUGGUCAGUGUGACAAAUAUAACUCAAAUAUAAGCAAAUAUAUCUGUAUGUCGAUUAAUCUAAGGCAAAUACUUGUAUAUACAGUAUAAUUCAUUGCAAUUUUUUUUUUUUUAAGUGCUAUUUUGUUUACUGUUGAUGCUGUGAGCAGCCAUGGUGAUACGAUGUCAUGUCAUGUCCUGAACUCGGGGUUGAGAGACCAUCCCGUGUUUCUGAGAACUAAUUCGGAGUUAAAAAUUCCAAGAGGUUUAGUUGAACGCAACAAUCAUCCCAAUGCACCACUAUUAGCAUGUUGUUAAACGGCAUUGUGCGUAAUGUAAGAAACAAUUAGCCAAAAAGUUGUAAAAGCCAGCUCAGAAUUGCAUUAAAUAAAUCAUGGACGGACGUCAUUCAGGGUGGAUUUUCUUCUUCUUCUUCUUCCUUUUUUUAAAUUUAUUUAUUUAUUUAUUUAUUUAAAAAAAGCAGACUCCAGCACUAUGUCAGUGAGAAAGAGGUAUAAAUGUCCAACCCAGAGACACACUCCCUUCUGGGGACAUAAAUAAUAUUUCAAUUUCAUUUAUAUUCAUUAAAAAGUUUCACAGUCAUUCCAGUUUAGAAUGCAAUACAAUGGUGAUUUUUUUUUUUUCAUAGCUUGUGUAGAUUUUCUGUAAGAACAUCAGAGAGAUGUAUUCCUGCUGCUUCUGAUGAUCAGGUCUGCAGUAGACUUUAAUUAAAAACCCUGUGUUUAUAGAUACAGAGCUGCAGAAACGCGUACACUCUCGCUUGAUAUCUGACAUUUAUUAAAUAGAUCUGUAAUAUGGCUGUGUAUUAAAAAAAAGCUCUCAAAGGCAAAUUGGACAGUGUAGAUCUGCCACUCAAUGUUUUUCAUACACUUACAUAACUCGUCACGUAGGGUGAAUCAAUACUACCUCCACUUUAAUCUCGAUAUAACAAUUCAGCUAAAUAUAUCCGUGUGAUGAGGUGAGCAAUCGUGCAUCAGCUGAGUUACUGUGUAGAUGAGGAACAUGAGUAGAUGUCUAGCAUUGUCGAAUUAUAUAAUUGAUAGAAUAGUUUUGAAUUAAAUUGGUGAAUUUUGGGCCUGUACAUGAUCCAGUAUAUGAGGAAAAACACCUAAAAUAUGAAUUAAUUAAAUAAAAACAAUUUGGAAUUAUAUAGGAAAUUGUUCUGUUUUUUUAGUAUGUAUUAACAGAAUUAUUUUAUAGUUAUUUGUAAUCAUGCAUUUCUUGGGAUACACUUUUAGUUCAUCUUCAGGUUAAAUCUUCAGGUUCAUUGAUUGUGAGUUUGAAUACAUUUUUUUUCUGUGGUCUCCAGUACCCGUCUUGUAUAUUUUGUGACAGUGUUAAAUGAUGUGAUGCAUUGUGUUUCUAUGUCCAUCUCAAUUCUUACAUUUAACACAUUAUUAAUCUUCCGUGAUGGUGUUUGUUGAAAGUUUGUUUCUUAUUUGCUCUAGUUUAUUUCUCUUCCUCAAACAUCUGUCACAUG
This is a messenger RNA of Ictalurus furcatus (blue catfish), 4071 nucleotides long. It is a transcript of the gene stxbp1b, whose product is annotated as syntaxin binding protein 1b. Gene Ontology annotation, molecular function: syntaxin binding. NCBI's taxonomy places the organism in Eukaryota, Metazoa, Chordata, Actinopteri, Siluriformes, Ictaluridae. Gene Ontology annotation, biological process: vesicle-mediated transport; neurotransmitter secretion; intracellular protein transport. The record is from RefSeq and is a predicted model, not a curated record. The transcript is spliced from 19 exons. Gene Ontology annotation, cellular component: plasma membrane; secretory granule. Bases 254 to 2062 code for a protein of 602 amino acids.